AUGUAUGGGCUAAUUAAAGUUCAUAAACAAGAAAAAUCUUAUUCGAUGAGAGUAGUUGUAUCAACUAUUGACACACCUAGUAAUGGAAUUUUGAUUUACUUGGUUAAAAGAAUACAACCGGUCUUAAAUGAAAAUCCUAUUAGGUUAAAAAAUUCAAAAGACUUUAUCAACAAGACUAAGUCGUGGUUAAUUGACAAAGAUGAAAUACAGGUUCGAAAAAAACGCUUUGCGAACAAAAAUGAAAUUCCAUCAAACUUGAACAAAAAUGAAAUUCCAUCAAACCUUCCUACAAUCUCUUUACCAUGGAUACCAAUAAUAUCUCCCAGACUUAGAAGAAUAUUCAGAAAAACUGGUUACAGAACUGUUUUUAAAUCAAAUGCUAACCUUAAAACGCUAUUAGCGUCCAAAAAUAAGUCUAAAUUACCUUGCAACAGCACCCCAGGAAUCUAUUUAAUUAAGUGCAAAUGCUCCAAAGUAUACGCUGGUGAAACAAAACUUCAAAUACGAACAAGGGUUCAACACCACCAAAAAUUUUUUACUGAAGGCAAGUUAAACCAGUCUGCAUUAGCUUUGCAUAAAGUAAAUUGUAAUGAGGACAUUGAAUGGAAUAAAUUAUUUCUUAAUACAUGA
Molecule: messenger RNA, 630 nt
Organism: Hydra vulgaris (swiftwater hydra)
Lineage: Eukaryota; Metazoa; Cnidaria; Hydrozoa; Anthoathecata; Hydridae
Source: RefSeq, a predicted model, not a curated record